This is a messenger RNA of Chlorella variabilis, 171 nucleotides long. RefSeq lists its product as hypothetical. The transcript is spliced from 2 exons. Bases 1 to 171 code for a protein of 56 amino acids. The record is from RefSeq and is a predicted model, not a curated record. NCBI's taxonomy places the organism in Eukaryota, Viridiplantae, Chlorophyta, Trebouxiophyceae, Chlorellales, Chlorellaceae.
AUGCCCACCUUUGCGACGCAGCGGCAGCUGGCCAACCACGCGGGCGAGCCGCUGCUGUUUGAGGUGCAGCUGCUGCGGGUGGGCGGCGUCAACCUGCCACGGCGCAGCCAGCCGGCACAAAACCAGCAGCAGCAGCCUAUGUGCGGCUGCCUCAGGAGCGGGCCUUGCUGA